Lolium perenne is the source of this 955-nucleotide messenger RNA. RefSeq lists its product as uncharacterized. Lineage: Eukaryota; Viridiplantae; Streptophyta; Magnoliopsida; Poales; Poaceae. The record is from RefSeq and is a predicted model, not a curated record.
GAUGGUAGGUAGUGGAGUAAAUGAUUGCAUUCUGGAUCGAAAUGUUUUUGGCAAACGAAGCGGCAAUUCACUUCCAGCGAAAACAAAGACCUGGACACCUGCCCAAGACCCAGAAGUCUCAGCAGCCAUUACUCUAUUCUCUCCAUUUGUGAAUUUCGAUCUCUGCAGUCCCGCAGGCGCCGCCGCGCCGGCAACGACAUCAGACAUGGACAAUCCGAGGGGUCCCCAGCCCGGGCAGGCACGGCCACGGGCGCCGCUGCCGCCAGGAUGGACCGGCGAUUCUGAUUCACGGCGGGGCUCCGGCCCCGGCGGCUCGUGGAGCUACGACUGGGAGUGGGCCUCGGGGCCUGGAGGCGGCUGGGCCUACGGCCACAGCUCAGAGCAGGGCCCCGGCGGCACCGCGUUUGGGUUCGGCUACGGCAGCGGCGGCGGUGGUGGAGGCGGAGGGGGAAGCGGGCGCGGGCGCGGAAGCUUCGGUUUCGGUGGCCCUGGCGGCCACGCUGGCAGGUACGGCUGGGGCGGCGGAUACGACUGGGCUGGCGGUCACGCCGGCGGGUACGGAUGGGGCGGCGGGCCCGGCGGCUGGGGAGCAGGUGGUGGGGCGUUCGGGGGCGACCGCGGAGGCUGGGGCGCGCGCGCAGGGUUCGGCGGCGGGGCGCAACGGCCACCGCGCGGAGGCCGCGGCGGCGGCGGCAACUGACUUCGGGCCGUCUGUAUGGCAUGGCGAUGGCGUGGUGUGAUCAAGAACGCCAGCACACUGCAUAGUAGCAGUACAACGAUCUGGGUCUUCAGGUGUUUUAGGACAAUGUGGUCAUCUCUGGUUCAACUUUGUUAUCUUGCAAGAGCUAGUAUGGAAUUUCAGUGUGAGCAGAAAUGAUCGUAGCUCGAUCUGGAUGUUGGCCCUUGAAUAAUGUGUGCCAUCUUUGUAUAUACUCGCAGCAAGUAUCAUAUUUCA